AACAGAGCUCAGUCUGGCGGAGGUGGAGUCUGGAGGUGGGGAGGGAGAAGAAAGGGGAGAGGAGGAAAACGGUGAAAGGCACAACAGAAACUGGGGGAGAGAACGGUGGAUGAUUUACGCGUUUAAAGUCGCAUUACAGCUGCUGGAAGAGUUGCGGCGAAGUGGAAAGGAACAAAAUGUUAACGCCUUACUUCCUAGAAAAUUUCUGGGGAGAAAAGAACAAUGGCUUUGAUGUGCUCUACCAUAACAUGAAACAUGGGCAGAUUUCCUCCAAGGAGCUGACAGACUUCAUCAGAGAAAGGAGUACCAUUGAAGAGGCCUAUGCCAGGUCGAUGACCAAACUUGCCAAGUCAGCUGGGAACUUCUCUCAGCUUGGGACAUUUGCACCAAUGUGGGAUAUCUUCAAAAGCUCCACGGAGAAACUGGCCGGUUUACACAUGGAUCUAGUGAAGAAGCUACAAGACCUGAUAAAAGAUGUACAGAAGUAUGUGGAGGAACAGGCCAAAGCACAUAAGAAAACAAAAGAAGAAGUUGCACCAACCCUAGAAGCCGUCCAGAACAUCCAGUCUAUCUCUCAGGCUCUCCAGAAGUCCAAGGAGAACUACAAUGCCAAAACCGUGGAGCAGGAGCGCCUCCGCAAAGAGGGGGCCACCCAGAGAGAUGUGGACAAGGCUGGAGUUAAAGCCAAAAAAGCCACAGAGACCUACAAGUCAUACGUGGAGAAAUAUGCUACAGCCAAGUCUGAGUUUGAGCAGAAGAUGACAGAAACAGCACAGAGAUUCCAAGACAUUGAGGAAAACCACAUUAUCCACAUGAAGCAGAUCAUCCAGUCAUACUCGCAAUCAGUGGAGGAAACACACAUUCAGAUUGGAGAGCUGCACAAGGAAUUUGUGAGGAACAUUGAGAACACUUCAGAAGAGAGCUUAAUACAAAAGCUGGCCGAGAGCAAAGGAACAGGAAAAGAGAGGCCAGGACCAAUCGAAUUUGAGGAAUGCAACACAGCCAUUGCAACAGAAGGUGCCAAACCAAGAAAGAGGAAAACGUUUGGUAUCCCAGGCAGAAGGAAAGACAAGGACACAGACUCUACGGAGUCGACAGAAGUCGAAGCUGCUAACACUGCCAAUGGUGCUCCUCCAGGAUAUUUUGGCUCCAUAGACAUCCAGAAUGCUAAUGUUCCCCAAGUUGAUGCUGAGGGCUUCUGUAUCAGACCGGAAGUGAAUGAGAAUGAUCCCAAAGACAAUUCCUUCUAUUCGUCCAGCGAUUCGGAGGACGAAGACGAGCCCAGGAAGUUCCAUGUGCAGAUCAAGCCCGUCCAGCCUAACAAUGGCACGCAUCAGACCCGAGCGAACAUCGAUGAGCUCAAAGCCUCCAUUGGAAACAUCAUCCUGUCGCCUUCGACCUCGGGGCAAAUGCGGAGGAACCAGUCCAGGUUUACAGGAGUAUCUACCUUAAGGUCUAAGGCUAAGGAUGAUGAGCUUGUAAAGCCCAGAGGGUCAACUCCAUUCGAGUUAAGUAACAACGAUCUUCUGUCUUUGGAUCCAUUGAGCUCUACUUCAGGAGUUGGAUCCUCCUCCUCUAUGUCAUCCACUGCAGACCUUGCUUCUUUGUUCUUUCCAAUCCCUCCAUCUCCAUCUUUUCUGAUGAAUGACUCUGAGGUCUUUCUCCCAGAGGCACCAGUUGACAAUGUGCCACAAAAAGGCCGCUCUACCCCAGUGGCAGAGAGCCAGCAGUCCAAAGAUGUCUCCUCUUUCUCUUCAUCCACCACCUCUCCCUGGGAUUCCCCAGAAAACGCUUCCCAGGGACUGAAACCAGCACAGGAGAGGGCCCGAAGCGCCCCCAUCACCCAGCCCACUGAGCCUAUAGACCCUAUGAACAGCCCAACCACUGCCAGCCCCCCAAACGCCCCCAAGUCUGUUGAUAUCUUCUCCCUAGUGUCCUGGUCCCAGAGCCAGUGGAUCGCUUUUGGGGAUAGCUUUGCCCCGCCUUGUCGUCACGGCUCAGGUUCUUCUGCAGCAGAGGUCCAGACAGUGCAGGCAGGGUUUGGCAGGUCAAGACGCUUCCUGUCGGAGGACUCUGCAGACGCUCUCUGCAAAACAACCACUGCAGCAGUCAGAGAGGACAGCAGCGUCUGUGUCUCUGAUGUCUUCUCUGAUAGGACAGUAGCAGCAGCCACAACAAGCAAAGUAUUUAAUGUGCCGGUACCAAACAGACCUACGACCCCUCUGGCUGCUGGAGCCCUUGUUCCACCACCACGUCCUUCCUCUAGACCCAAACUUCCCACUGGAAAACUCACAGGAAUCAAUGAAAUUGUACGGCCUUUCAGCCCACCCAAAGCAUCCAAUGCCAGCCCCCCUCUAUCAGCACCCCUGGCCCGGGCUGAAAGUUCUUCCUCCUUGUCCUCAAACACGUCACUCAGUGCCGGGAACACUCCCACCGUCGGAGUUCCUCCCCUCUCCUGCUCAGGGUCAGAUCUCAGCACCUUCUCUCCUCAUGUCCUUUUAAACCAAAAGGACGACGGGUUUGUAGACAAGCUGCCUGCCUUUGAGAAGCGGUGUGAAACACCAGCAGGGACGUCUCGCGGUCCGAGUCCAGUGACCCUGGCAUCCCAAGAUGCUUUGCCCAUUGCCGUGGCCUUCACAGAAACCGUUAAUGCUUACUUCAAAGGAGCUGAUCCUGCUAAGUGCAUUGUGAAGAUCACAGGAGACAUGACGCUCUCGUUCCCCAUGGGCAUCAUCAAGGUGUUCACCAACAACCCCUCCCCCGCUGUCCUCACCUUCAAGCUGAAAAACACCAGCAGGCUGGAGCAGAUCCUGCCCAACCAACAGCUCUUAUACAGCGAUCCUUCCCGAAGCGACUCCAAUUCCAAGGACUUCUGGUUCAACAUGCAAGCCCUGACGUCUUACCUCAGAAAAGCCUCUGAGCAGAACCCUUCAGCUUCCUACUAUAAUGUGGAUAUCCUAAAAUACCAGGUGCUGUCCGAUGGGAUUCAGUCCACUCCUCUUAACCUGGCCGUGUACUGGAAGUGUACGCCGAGCACAACAGACCUGCGGCUAGACUACCGCUACAACCCCAAUUCCAUGGACUCGCCUGGCCCCAUCACCAACGUUCAGGUUUUGGUUCCUGUUGACGGAGGAGUCACCAGCAUGCAGGCUUUACCAAACUGCAUCUGGAAUUCAGAGCAGAAUAAGUGUCUGUGGAAGCUUAGUGACAUCUCAGAAAAGUCUGAAAAUGAAGGUGCCUUAAGAGCCAAGUUUGAGCUGUCGAAUGGUCCUUCAAACCCUUCCACGCUGGCGGUGCAGUUCAUGAACGAGGGCAGCACCCUGUCAGGAGUCGACAUGGACCUGCUGGGGACCGGAUACAGACUUUCCCUCAACAAGAAGAGAUUUGCCACAGGUCGGUACAUGGCAGAUUGCUGAGGUGACCGACACCUUCGAUUACCGAUCAAAAGAAAAGCUGAAACGUCCAGAUUCACCGGAGCACUUCUGCCCACGGUCUCACACAGCAAGAAUCUCACUACAAUAAAACAGCACUGAGUAACGAACACUGUUUAAAAAAAAAAAAUACAAAAAAACUGAGAUGAGCUUUCAGAAAAUGUGUAGAUACAAAUUCUAAUAAUGCCUUCUGAUCAGUUUUGUACAGAAAAAAUGUACCGAUUAGCCAUAAAUUUAUAUUAUAUUUGACAUUUUGAAAAGGAAAAAAAAAUAAAUCAAUGCACUAACAGCCCUUCCAGAAGCUCUUUUUCCUCUUGUACUCAUUUGUAAGAGCCUUAAAGGAAUGAGAAACCAAUUUUUUGUGUGUGGAUGAGAAGAAAUGCUCUCGCCAAACUGUAAAUAAUAACCCAGCUCCCAUUUACUGACGUUUCCCUGUUUUUAAACGUGCAAUGAAGCAAUGAAGGUUAAAUUAAUCUUCAACAGGACACAUACUUUUGGCACAAGCUUGAUAUUAAACCAACUGUUUUAAUGAUUUCAUAAAAUGAAAAAAACAAAAAAACAAACACAAAACCAACAAAAAACCAGCCUCAGUGCCUGAUAUUGUACUGUGGAACAAAAGUAAAAAAAAAAAAAAAAA
Messenger RNA from Cyprinodon tularosa, 4068 nucleotides. It is a transcript of the gene fcho2, whose product is annotated as FCH and mu domain containing endocytic adaptor 2. The transcript has 31 exons. Gene Ontology annotation, biological process: clathrin-dependent endocytosis; synaptic vesicle endocytosis; clathrin coat assembly. Lineage: Eukaryota; Metazoa; Chordata; Actinopteri; Cyprinodontiformes; Cyprinodontidae. Gene Ontology annotation, cellular component: cytoplasm; clathrin-coated vesicle; clathrin-coated pit. Bases 177 to 3416 code for a protein of 1079 amino acids. The record is from RefSeq and is a predicted model, not a curated record.